AGGGUCAGGGUCAUGAAAUGGUUUGGGGAGCGCAACAUCGUGUACAUCGCCGUAGCAAAACGGACCUCCAUACACACGCGCACCAAACAAACGAUCAAGAUACACUACACACCAAGUAAAUAGACAUGGCACGCGCACCAACCUUACUGAACGUCGUUCCCCAAGCGUUCUGAUAAGGAUUUUAGCAACCGUAGGGGAAAAAUGAUAAUAAAUGCGUUAAUAACACAAUUGGAUACAUCGGCCAACUUUUGGUGGCAGUGCGUGUUGAGUGCGUUGUGGUUAUCAUCUCCGUUCGGUAGACAACGCAUUAGCUGGCACCGACACACAUACAACACACUUCUUCUGUGCGCUCUCGAUAUGGCAAAGCGCGGUUGCGCGGGGACAUCUUAUCAGUAGCAGCCACUCGCUCAGUUCACCCGCGUCCCAUGCUGUUGGUCCCGGUUUGUUCUCAGUAUUUUUUGGGCUUUCCGCGCGUUCGGUAGAUCCGUGGUCGGGUUCUUGCGGCGACAGGUGACAGUUGUGGCACAAAGACUUGGUUUAUUUCUUGGGAGUAGCCGAUCUUCCCGCGAAAACCACGCGCGAUCGCUUGCGUUUAGGUCACGCUGCGUUGCUUAGAAGAUUCAAACGGACGGGACGAGAGGAACCUUCACUCAAAUAUUUCUUGGUGACACGACAGGUGUUACAGAGGGGGUAUGUGUGUGAGAGAGAGAGGAGUUGGAACGGUUGGUGAUUGAAGUCAAUGCUACGUGAACAGUUGACUACACGAGGACGCGAUGGAUGCGAACUACAAACGGAAAACGGUCCAUCGGAGCAUAUCGUUGCUGCUGCGCGAUAUCGAUCAGAUGUCCAUGAGCGAAAUGGGGACAUCAAAUCCGGCGCUCAGCUGUGACGAUGCGGCCACAACGUCUCCCUCCACGGGUCAGAUCGAACCGGUAACACCGGGCGGUGGUAUUUUUGACACUAGUCUGGCCUGCUACUCACUACGCAGCGAGGCGGAAGAGUUUGACGAAAACUUGGAUGCCCCGGAUUCCGUUACCUACCUGUCGAUCGGUGGACCUAACCCUGUGCUGGUCAUACGCGAAGGAGACGCCGACAGUGGGUCCGCGGUGUCCGAAAUCCCGUACAACUAUGUCUACAAUCCUCCGGUCAAGUUUGAUUCGAUGCGACGACACAUCUUCAUCCCCGGGCUGGAGAUUAACGUGGAGAUCAUUGAUAACGAGCGUAACCUUACGUCGCACGUGCUAAACCCUAACCUGUACACGGUGAAGCUGACACAUGGACAGUUCACGUGGACUAUCCAGAAGCGGUAUAAUCACUUCCGGAACCUCCACCAGCAGCUCACGACCUAUCGCGCCUCGCUGCACAUACCGUUCCCCACAAAGAGCCACCGGGAGCGAAGGGACAGCUUCCGGAAUAUGCAUACCGUACAUCAGACAACGGCCUCGCCAGCUAUGCAACAGAAGCUUGGAAAACCGUUGAAAAAGAUUAAGAAGAGUGCCUUGCCACGCUUUCCACUGAAGCCGGAUUCGCUCGUGUCGUUCGAUGCCGUACCACAGCGGAUGAAGCAGCUCGAGGAGUAUCUGUACAAUCUACUUAACAUAUCUCUCUAUCGGAAUUUCCACGGGACGGUAAAUUUUCUCGAAGUAUCACACUUGUCGUUCAUUGCGGCGCUCGGCGACAAGGGCAAGGAAGGUCUGAUCAAGAAGCGCACCGGUUCGACGAGGGCCGGCCAAUCGGGAUGUAACUUUUGCGGUUGCCUGACCGGUGGGUGCUGCGUACGGUGCAGCUACUUCUGCAGCGAUGUCGUCUGGAGCAAGUGGCGUAAUCGGUGGUUCUUCGUCAAAGAAACGUGCUUCGGGUAUUACCGGCCGAAGGAUGGUGUGCUCCGGUGUGUCGUACUGUUCGAUCAGGGCUUCGACAUCUCGUCCGGUAUGUACAGUACCGGGAUGCGGAACGGGCUGCAGAUAGCAACCAAUUCGCGGUACCUCGUCAUCAAGCACCCUACGCGCCGCAUGGCCAAGGACUGGAUGCGGUACAUGAAGGGGGUUGCGAAUGAGAGUGCGCGCGAUUUCACCCUGCCCAAUCCACAUCAAUCGUUCGCGCCGUCCCGACCGGGUGUCCAGGCCGGUUGGUUCGUGGAUGGGGCCAGCUACAUGAGUGCGGUGGCUGAUGCGCUCGAGGCUGCGACCGAGGAAAUCUUCAUCACCGAUUGGAUGCUCAGCCCGGAGAUCUACAUGAAGCGGCCUACGCUCGACGGUGAUUACUGGCGGUUGGAUAAGAUUCUGAAGCGCAAGGCCGAGCAGGGGAUUAAGAUCUUUGUGCUGCUGUUCAAGGAGCUGGACUUUGCGCUCGGCAUUAACAGUUACUACAGCAAACAGAGGCUCGUCGAGCAGCAUGAGAAUAUCAAGGUUCUGCGUCAUCCUGAUCAUGCAAAAGCCGGUAUUCUGUUCUGGGCGCAUCACGAGAAACUCGUCAUCAUUGACCAGACGUAUGCGUUCGUCGGUGGAAUCGAUCUGUGCUAUGGUCGCUGGGAUGAUUAUAAGCACCGGUUGACCGACUUGGGGAGCAUCUCCUCAUCGACGGCCAGCUCGGCGAACAAUACCACCACCCGGAAACCGUCGUCCGUAGUCGAGCUGGACGAAAAUGGUUCCAUCGCGAACCUGCUAAAGUCGAGCAAAAGCAUCGCGAUCGCUACGGCCGUGGAUCGCCAGGAUGCGGAAAGAACAGCGGCCACACCUCCAUCCGACACCAGAGCGAUCCAAGCAGCGUCUAGUGACGGAGCGUCUAGUGAAUCAUCCAAGCCUGCUGAGAGCAAAUCGGAGAAACAAAAGUUUGUUCAAACGCACCCGGACGUCGUUAUGGAAGCGACGAAUGGCGGCGGUGGUGGUGAAUCAUCGCAUAAGCUGCUUAUUGGUGCCGCUCAGGCACUAAGCAUGGUCAAUUCCGAGCGCCAGCAUGUGACGGAAGAGCGUGAAACUAGUUUGCCCGAGAACAUUAAGCAAAACACACCGGAAAUGGGCAGGCGUAACAUGAUGGACAAGCUGAAGGAUAUGGGACGGGAUUUCAAGAACCGUAUAACACUGACGGAACAGCAGACGGAUACGGGUCCGGGUGAGGAGGUGGAUGGAACCACCAAGAGUACGCUCAGCAGUCCCGGCCACUUGUCCGAAGAGGAACGACGGAAGCGGCAGCUGUAUGGGGACGCCGGGAAUGUAGGAGCUAACGUUCUCAGUCCGCAGCCGUUCAAAAACAAAUUCAAAUUUGAGCUGGAUGGACAGGCCAAGCUGUGGAUCGGCAAGGAUUACAUCAAUUUUAUCGUAAAGGACUUUACUAACCUUGACUCGCCGUACGUAGAUUUGGUCGAUCGCUCUACAACCGUGCGUAUGCCGUGGCACGAUGUGGCCACCGUGGUGCUUGGUCCGGCUGCCCGGGAUGUGGCCCGUCAUUUUAUUGAGCGCUGGAACGCCGUGAAGCUGGAAAAAUGCCGGGAAAACACAAGCUACCCGUACCUGCUACCAAAGAGCUACAAUGACAUACGGAUCGACAGCAAGUUCCUGAACGUUCCGCUCCAUCACGUCACCUGCCAGGUGCUGCGUAGUGCUUCCAGCUGGAACAGUGGUUUCAUCGAACCGGACUGCGUCGAGCAGAGCAUACACGAGGCGUACGUGCAAACGAUAUCGAAAGCCCAGCAUUACAUCUACAUCGAGAAUCAGUUCUUCAUUAGCCUGGAGAUGGGUAAUGGUGUGGUGAAGAACCAAAUUGCCGAUUACCUGUUCAAGCGGAUUGUGCGAGCACACCGGGACAAGAAGGUGUUCCGAGUGUAUGUCGUGAUGCCGCUGCUACCGGGUUUCGAGGGAGAUGUUGGUGGUGCCACGGGAAUCUCGUUGCGAGCGAUCACACACUGGAACUAUGCGUCCAUCUCGAGAGGCAAAUCAUCGCUUCUCCAAAGACUGCGUGCGGCGGGAAUCGAGAAACCGUUCGAUUACAUCUCGUUCCACAGUUUGCGAACCAACUCGACCCUCAACGGGAUGCCGGUGACGGAGCUGAUCUACGUGCACUCGAAGCUGCUGAUCGCCGAUGAUAAGGUUGUGAUCUGCGGUUCGGCCAACAUUAACGAUCGCUCUCUGAUUGGCAAGCGGGAUUCGGAGGUGUGCGUAAUGAUAACGGAUGAAUCAUUCGAAGAAGGUCGUAUGAAUGGGGAAUCCUAUCCGUGCGGUAUCUUCGCGGGAAAGUUGCGGAAGUUUCUGUUCCGUGAGCAUCUGGGGCUUCUCGAGCCCGAACCAAACCGUGCACCGAUCGAUGUAACUGAUCCGGUAAUUGACAGCUUUUGGCACGAUGUGUGGCGUCUGAUAUCGCGGCGGAACACUCGCAUCUACGAUGAGGUGUUUCGCUGCAUUCCCUCCGACAAUGUGCGAUCGUUCGCAAAGAUGAAGAGCUUCCUGGAGAACAAGAGUUUAAGUCAAAUCAAGCCGGACGAUAUCCAGCAGGUAGUGUCAUCGAUCGUGGGCAAUCUGGUGGAUUUGCCACUGUUGUUCCUUUCCGAGGAAGUCCUUACUCCUCCCGGCGCUAGCAAGGAGGGCAUGAUGCCCACGUAUAUGUGGACGUAGGUGCCAGGCACCCUCAACUAAUCCUUCCUCACCGCUAAAGUCAUUCACAUUCUUUACGUACUGCAUACGCUUAACUUUUCCAUUCCAUAGCAUCUGACCGAUUGCAUUCCUGCCAAUAAUGUAGAUUUGUUGUUGUUUGAUUUAACUGUUUUUGAUACCAUCAGUCCGUUUCUGUUGUUUCUAGUUUACUGUACAAUUAUUUAUUAUCUUUCGUGGAUCUUUGUAAACCGUCUGAAGAAAAGAGAUUUAUCAAACUA
Anopheles darlingi is the source of this 4864-nucleotide messenger RNA. RefSeq names its product phospholipase D2 (gene Pld). The transcript has 9 exons. Gene Ontology annotation, molecular function: phosphatidylinositol binding; D-type glycerophospholipase activity. The record is from RefSeq and is a predicted model, not a curated record. Bases 774 to 4607 code for a protein of 1277 amino acids. Gene Ontology annotation, biological process: phosphatidic acid biosynthetic process; cell motility; intracellular signal transduction. Lineage: Eukaryota; Metazoa; Arthropoda; Insecta; Diptera; Culicidae.